This is a messenger RNA of Struthio camelus australis, 269 nucleotides long. The record is from RefSeq and is a predicted model, not a curated record. Lineage: Eukaryota; Metazoa; Chordata; Aves; Struthioniformes; Struthionidae.
GGCAGGACUUGCACUAACAGCAUUCCAAACGCUAAAUGAUCGCAGAAAGGAAACACACUCCGAUAAAUAUUGUAAACGAUGAGAAAGUUCGAGCACUAAAUAAAGCAUUUACUGAAGUUCAGAAAGAAGUAAAACAGCUAUCAAAAGGCAUCGCAGCAGAACCUCAAAAGGGACAGCAGGUUUCCGAGCAUCUGGAACAGGAACCAGCAAACGUGGAUGCUGCCACAAGCCUAUUAUCUCAAUUGUAAUGCAUAAUAGAUGAUGCAGAG